Kockovaella imperatae is the source of this 2787-nucleotide messenger RNA. RefSeq lists its product as hypothetical. The record is from RefSeq and is a predicted model, not a curated record. The transcript has 2 exons. Lineage: Eukaryota; Fungi; Basidiomycota; Tremellomycetes; Tremellales; Cuniculitremaceae. The coding region runs from base 1 to 2787 and encodes 928 amino acids.
AUGUCGUUUGGCGGUCUCGUCGAUCGACUGUCGGCUCUCACUGGACACGGGAUAGGGUUAGGAGGAGCUGAACCAGAGCCGACGAUGGAGAGUGAACCCAUCCAUCAUGUUUCUCCUGGUCGAUGGAGCCGGAUCAUUGGAAUAACAGCUGCUGGAGCGGGCGCACGUGUGGCUUCGGGAUCAUGGACAUGGCAUGUGCAGGAGAUGAUGCAAUUCAGAGGGACAUUGUACUGGAUCGGUGCAGUCGUCAUUAUCUUAAUCAUCGCUGCUAUCACCAAUCCCAAUGAAGCUUCUUUCCGAUCACACUUGACAGAGCUUUCGUUCAGGAGACAUCUGGCCUACUUUCGGUCUCCAGACGAAAUCGUCCUGUCAGAGGAAGAAUCAACCACCAUCGACUCGAGCGGUCAUGUCACUCCUGAGAUCGCUCCCGUCGCGCCGUUCAGGUUCGCCAGUCAUGUCUCGGUCUCUCUUCGAACACCACCAUUACAUUAUCGUACAAUUUGCUUCUUUUCGUUGGCCCUUACUUCACCGCUGGCUCCUCCGAUAUUUCUACCCGAUCUUGCUCCUACACCACUGGGAAGGAAAUGUCCUUGGCCACGAGAAAGGGUCGUUCUCUACAUGGGUUUCUUUGGGUAUUGGGUCAGGCUGGGGAUGGUUCCAAAACGGUUGGAAUGGGUGUGGAGACUUUUCACCGAUGGACCCAAGGAUAAAGGCAAGAGAAAAUCUCUGCUGGAAAAGCCUGGAGUCAUGGGCAUGCGAGCUAUCAGCUCAAAGGAGGAGACUCCAGGUACGCCAUCGGCCCGCAAACUUGGCAUUGAACCUUCAGCUGGCUCCAAACGGGACUCUAUGCUGUCCAUGCUGUCCCCAACCAAAAAUGUUCGAAAAUCCGAUUCUGUCAACAACCUCUUUGAAUCCUCUGCUCCACUUCACCCACCGAUACAAGCUUUCGCACCGGAGUCACGUCGUCCCUCUAUGGUCAAUCUGGCCACUCCCUUAGCUCAACCAGAAGCCGAUGCCAACUCCCCAAUAUUGAUCUCGCUCAAGGCUGAACUCGGCGCUGCACAAUCUGCCCUCUCAGAACUUGAAGCUCAACUCCUGUCUCAUGAAGAAUCUGUUACUCGUGCCCAUGCUCAUUUGCAAACGACUCUGGAUGAGCACCGGACACGCCGGCGCGAGGACGACAACGAGCGGCAAGAGCUCAAGGGUCGGACAAAGAAUCUGGAUGAGCAGAAACGUCAGGCAGAGAGUGCGAAGCGGGAAGCUGAGAAAAAGUUGAAGGCUGUAGAGAGUAUCCGUGAUGGUUUAGAGAGCAAGAUUGAAGGGGCUAAGGCCGAGAUCAAGCGGUUGGCAGGGUCUGUGGAACAAUCAAAGAAGAAUGUUGUCAGUAUUAGAGAAGAAGGGGCCCGAUGCGUGGUCCAGACGCAAAAGGCUGUUCAGAGGAGGAAGCAGGAGUUACAGAAAUUGGAAGGCGAUCUCGAGCAUCUGGACGAGGGGAACAAUCGACUUGCCCAAGCUAUCAAGGAGGCUGAAGGGAGGGUGGCCGAGGUGCUCAAAGCAGGGGAGGAGGCGAAGAAGCUUGGACCGGAAGAGGAGAUGAUGAUGAUGGCGGCGGCUUACGAAGCGGCAGCUCAAGAAGGAUAUCACGAUUCGCGAGCUCAUGCGCAUCAAGGUCAUCGGGAUCAAUGGGCCAAUCAAGCCGCGGCGUACAUGGCGGAAGCUGGGAUGCCGAUGCUGGAUCAUAACUACACGGCCCGUCCUUCUCAAUCUGCUUCGUUUGGUCACCUUGCAGGCAACAAGCGAGGAUCAGGCGAGGAAAGUACCGAGAACCCCAUUGGAUUCGACAACUUUGGACCGGCACCUAGGGAUAUUCUACGACCUUCCACACCCCCUCAGUCAAGUGAUUCGGGCUCGGAUAUCUGGGGGCAUGAUCCUGGUUCGCCGAAUGGAGGCAUUUCAUCAACCUUCAGUGCCAAUCUUUUACCUCAGGGACUAUUCAGAUCACUCGAAGGCGACCAGACUCCGCUUCGCGAACGAAUGGGGGACAUGCCAGUGCUGGGAAUGGGAACUGCACAGAAGACGCCUUCACUAGGCUCACCUCCGGCCAAUGGUCAUCUUGUUUCCAAGCUCGGAGUUGAAAAGGAUGACAGCAGUGAUUCAUCCUCUGAACAUGAUCUGUGGCGGUCACCCCUUCCUGCGGCUGGCAAUCUUCGCGAGGGGCGUCUCUUGCCGCCGUCUACGACUCCACCUGGUGCACCUGCUUUACCUGGACUUCCAUCUCUACCUAUCGCUCGCCCUUGGCUAUCUACGAGUUCUUCGGAAAACCUAGCAUUCGCCUCGAACGACCCAUUGGUCCGAACGACAAGCUACGAAGCCAAUCCGAAUCCGUUUGCACCAUCUGCAUCUGAGAAAAAGGCAUUGGCCCUUGGUUCGUUGAAUUGGGGUCCAUUGAGUCGAGGCAAUAGGACGAGGAACGAAGGGGGAGCCGGAACGGCUCGAAACUUGUCACUUAAUACCAAUUGGCUUUCUUCAAGAUUUCCACAUGGCAGUAAUAACAAUACUCAUCCGCUCAAAACGUCGGUCUCGAAUGACGCUAUUCGAUCGACGUUGUCGGCGGGUCAAGGAAAUCAAAGUCAAGGUCAGAAUGACGAAUCUUCAGAGAACCCUGGAGAUUCACCCAAACGACCGUUUCGGUUCUUCUCUCUGCGACGUCCUACGAGUUCGGGACAAGGGUCUACUUCCUCCAAGGAUGGGCAUUUGUCCUCGUCUAUCGGCUCAAAUGCUUCGUAG